Molecule: messenger RNA, 303 nt
Organism: Opisthocomus hoazin
Lineage: Eukaryota; Metazoa; Chordata; Aves; Opisthocomiformes; Opisthocomidae
Source: RefSeq, a predicted model, not a curated record
AUGGAAGAAUACGCUGCGCAGAAUGAGCAGCCCAGUAUCCUGCAUGGGGCACUGCAUACAGCAGAGCCGCAGACGAAGGAGAAACCGCAGAAGCCCCGCUCAUCCAACAUGUCACCAAUGGCGGCUGACUCCACGGCCUCUGAAGAAGGCUUUGCAGAUCAGGUGCAUUUGAACUUCUUACUGUUUCUCCAUCGACUAGCAGAAGAAGCCAGGACAAAUGCUUUUGAGAACAAAAGUAAAAUAAUUAAACCUGAGCACACUAUAGCUGCAGCAAAGGUUAUUUUAAAGAAAAGCAGAGGCUAG